CAUUUAAAGGCCCAGAGGUUGCGUCACAGAGGUGGGGCGGGGCUUACCCGGCGCGCGCGCCUCACUUCGCUGCUCGGGGUCCGGCCGAGGAGGUGACCGGAAGUGCAGCUACCGGGCCCUAAAAGAAGACGCGGAAGUGGACUGAGGUGCCGGCAGGUGAGGGGGGUGCCUCCGAGCAUGUGCAGAGUGUCCCGUUAGCCGCCACCACCUCUUGCACCGAGCUGGGCUUCGUGGAGACAGGAGAAGAGCUGAGUGAGGCCUCCAAGGGACCAGACCGAUGGAGAGGACACUGCCGUCCGAGGCUGCCACCGAGGGACUGGAAGUGCCCGAGGAGACCCUCUCCUAUGAGGAUCUGGAAGAGGAGGGCAGCACCAGGAGCCCCACAGACCUGUCAGAGCUGCUGAAAGAAGGGACCAAGGAGUCGCAUGACCGGGCUGAGAACACUCAGUUUGUCAAAGACUUCCUGAAAGGGAAAAUCAAGAGGGAGCUUUUCAAGCUUGGGACAGUGGCACUCUUCUACACCUACUCUGCUCUGGAGGAAGAAAUGGAGCGCAACAAGGACCACCCAGCAUUCGCACCUCUGUAUUUCCCACUGGAGCUGCACCGGAAGGAGGCCCUGGAGAAAGACCUGGAGUAUUUCUACGGGGAAGAUUGGCAGGGGAAGAUCCGGUGCUCGGAAGCAGCCCAGAGCUACGUGGACCGGAUCCGGCAUAUUGGGCAGAAUGAGCCAGAACUGCUAGCAGCCCACGCCUACACCCGCUACAUGGGGGACCUCUCUGGAGGGCAGGUGUUGAAGAAGGUGGCCCAGCGAGCACUGAGGCUGCCCAGCACUGGCGAAGGGGUCCAGUUCUACACCUUUGAGAACAUCCCCAAUGCCCAGCAGUUCAAGCAGCUCUACCGGGCGCGGCUGAACGCCCUGGACUUGGAGCAGGAGACCAAGGAGCGCAUCGUCCAGGAGGCCAACAGAGCCUUCGAGUUCAACAUGCAGGUUUUCGACGAGCUGGACAAGAUUGGGGCUCUGGUUGUGGAAGAAGUCCAAGAUGGCGGCCUCCCUGUGCAUGAUGGGCGAGGGGACAUGCGCAAAUGCCCCUACUACGCCGCCAAACUCGCUGGCAGUGAGGGCACCGGCUGCCCUUACCACCUCGCCCUGGCCAUGCUGAAGCAGCCCCCCGUCCAGCUGGCUCUCGCUGCCUGCGUGGCACUUGUGGCAGGGGUGGCCGCCUGGUAUAUGAUGUGAGCUGCCCGGGGGCGACGACUGCAGAAGACCACGUCUGCACUGGGUUGGCAGGACUGCACCUUCUUCCCACAGGCUUAAGGAACAAUUAAAAUCCAGUGCACAACAACCAAGUGCCCGACUCUUGCGUCUGAGGAAGGGGCCCCGCAGUUAGUGAUCAGGGGCACCUGGGCUGUCUGUCGCACAUAAAGGCUGCAGAAACUCAUCCUUAUCCUGGGAAGAGCUGUUCACCUUAUCUUCCCCCCCCCCCUCUGGUAGAGGUGGGGUUUGGUCUUCCUCAGCUGUCAGCUGGAGGACACAAGGUAAGGCACCCCCCACCCCACCCCCAGCUUGUGCCUCCCCUUGGCAGUCCUGGGUGACUGUGAAAUUCCAGGCCCAGGACACCAACCCCAAGUUGCAGGGCAAGAAGGGACCACUGACUUGCGCCAACAGAGACAAAACGAACCGCUUAAUUGUCAUGUAACUUAUGGACAAUGAUGGGGCCUCUCCCACAAUAAAGCUUAUUGUUUGCUGUC
Sphaerodactylus townsendi is the source of this 1749-nucleotide messenger RNA. RefSeq names its product heme oxygenase 2 (gene HMOX2). The transcript has 6 exons. Gene Ontology annotation, molecular function: heme binding; heme oxygenase (decyclizing) activity. Gene Ontology annotation, biological process: heme oxidation; heme catabolic process; response to oxidative stress. NCBI's taxonomy places the organism in Eukaryota, Metazoa, Chordata, Lepidosauria, Squamata, Sphaerodactylidae. Bases 278 to 1237 code for a protein of 319 amino acids. The record is from RefSeq and is a predicted model, not a curated record.